GUGGCCAGUUCGAUCGGUAUCGGGAGCGGAGAGCGGAGCUCAGCGAGCCCGGAGCAGGGAGCAGCCCCCCCCACGGCCGGCCUCAGUCACCAUCACACCGCGGGAGGCGGCGCAAAUAGCCAGUCACCACCACCGUCCGCACCGAACAGCCGCCGCCAUGAGCAGCGAGGCCGAGACCCAGCCUCCCGCCGCCCCCGUCCCCGCGGCGGCCUCCGCCGCCGCCCCCGCCGACUCCAAACCCAACGGCGGGAGCGGGAACGGGAGCGGCGGCCUGGCCUCGGCGGCGCCUCCCGCCGGCGGGGACAAGAAGGUCAUCGCAACGAAGGUUUUGGGAACAGUGAAAUGGUUCAACGUACGGAACGGUUACGGCUUCAUCAACAGGAAUGACACCAAGGAAGAUGUGUUUGUCCAUCAGACUGCCAUAAAGAAGAAUAACCCCAGGAAGUACCUCCGCAGCGUAGGAGACGGAGAGACCGUGGAGUUUGAUGUGGUUGAAGGAGAGAAGGGUGCGGAGGCAGCGAACGUGACAGGGCCUGGUGGCGUUCCAGUGCAAGGCAGCAAAUACGCAGCAGACCGUAACCAUUACAGACGAUAUCCGCGUCGCAGGGGUCCUCCACGCAACUACCAGCAAAACUACCAGAACAGUGAGAGUGGGGAGAAGAACGAAGGAGCAGAGAACAUCCCGGAAGGCCAAGCCCAGCAGCGCCGUCCCUACCGCAGGCGGCGGUACCCACCUUACUACAUGCGUAGGCCCUACGGGCGUCGACCACAAUAUUCCAACCCUCCCGUGCAGGGAGAGAUAGUGGAGGGUGCUGACAACCAAGGUGCAGGAGAGCAAGGCAGACCAGUCAGGCAGAACAUGUAUCGAGGUUACAGACCGCGAUUCCGCAGCUUGACUUUCAGGGGUCCUCCUCGUCAAAGACAGCCUAGAGAGGAUGGAAACGAAGAAGAUAAAGAGAACCAAGGGGAUGAGACCCAAGGUCAGCAGCCACCUCAACGUCGGUACCGUCGUAACUUCAACUACAGACGCAGACGCCCAGAGAACCCUAAACCACAAGAUGGCAAAGAGACGAAGACAGCCGAACCACCAGCUGAGAACACGUCCGCUCCCGAGGCCGAGCAGGGCGGGGCUGAGUAAACGCCGGCUUAACAUCUCUACCAUCAUCCGGUUUAGUCAUCAAAGAAAAGACUUAAGAAAUGAA
Lagopus leucura (white-tailed ptarmigan) is the source of this 1202-nucleotide messenger RNA. RefSeq names its product Y-box binding protein 1 (gene YBX1). Lineage: Eukaryota; Metazoa; Chordata; Aves; Galliformes; Phasianidae. The transcript is spliced from 8 exons. The coding region runs from base 158 to 1138 and encodes 326 amino acids. Gene Ontology annotation, molecular function: nucleic acid binding. Gene Ontology annotation, cellular component: nucleus. Gene Ontology annotation, biological process: regulation of gene expression. The record is from RefSeq and is a predicted model, not a curated record.